Trichophyton benhamiae CBS 112371 is the source of this 858-nucleotide messenger RNA. Its product is annotated as RNA polymerase II Elongator complex associated protein Kti12, putative. The coding region runs from base 1 to 858 and encodes 285 amino acids. The record is from RefSeq and is a predicted model, not a curated record. Lineage: Eukaryota; Fungi; Ascomycota; Eurotiomycetes; Onygenales; Arthrodermataceae. The transcript has a single exon.
AUGUCUGAAACUCGUACCGAGCAACCCGAACCAGCGUCUGUCGAUCCUGAUGUGAAAAAAAUGACCGAACCUGGGGAUGAACCCGCGCCAAAGAGCACUGAUAUAGAGACUGACGAGGAACCGUACUCACCAGAACUAUUAACAAACCUCAUAUAUCGUUACGAGGAACCCUCAACAGCGAGUCGUUGGGAUAAACCCCUCUUUACUGUACCCCGGGAUGAUACGACCCCACCGGUGGAAGACAUAUGGUUCGCUAUAACAGGGCAACAGAUAACGAAAGACCAAAACCAAAUUGGCCUUUCGACUGGUUUAUUUGCUCAAACUGAUGCCGAGCAGGACGAGGAAAAUUCUACAGCCGGCGCACUUUCCACCCCCACUGCUGCUAAGAAAACCUCCCUUCAACGACCUACAUCAACUCGACCAAAAAUUGUCCCUCAUCAAGCCACGGCAGCACCGCCAAAAACGGAUCCAACCGCACUAUACGUGAUUGAAAAAACUACAUCUGAAAUUAUAUCAACAAUACGCAAGUAUUCCUUAGAGCACCGAUCGCCAUCUUCGUCUACGUAUUUAGCAAACCCACAGGCCCCCGGCAUCACGAUACCCAUUCCUUCUACACAGACGUCUGUCUACAUACCCCCUUCGACUCUGGCUUCUGCCCCCACAGACGAUUUAGCCGGUGCCGGCGGAGUUUUAACACUUCCACGCCUGCAAAGAUUAAGAAGGCAGUGGGUUGGGAUGAACAGGGCGUUUGCGGGACAUGGCCAUGGCAUGGGCCAAGGCAAGUUGAAUGAAGAGGAAGUCGGCGAAGCGUUUGUGAGAUUUUUAAAUGCUGAGUUUGAAGGAAUGACCGAAUUCUAG